GGGACAGGCAUGGCCAGGGUACCUCUUGAGCAGCAUAUUGGUGACACCUUGUACUCUACGACCCCUUCUUCGGAGGUUGCUAAUUGAUGGACGCUUUCGAAGGGUUCAAACACCAUGUUGUCUUCCAGAAUUUGAACGUUCGGCAUCUUGUCGAACCAGCUCCACUAACCGUCGACCUUGCACGCGAGAUUCGCUACUGCGUCAUUGCCAUCUGUUGCAGCUGGGUUACUGUAUCAAUAUUUCGCUCUUGGACAGCCAGCAAAAGAGGCUCUUCCUAGGACUUCUGCACCAUUAGUCUUUUCCCCCUGGCACUACAACCAUUUUCAACCACGACACGAUGUUCGCCCUUCAAGCGGCUUGCUUGUCCAUGCUUUGGGCUACCACGACCUACGCCCAGAAUCUCCAAGUCCAGAACCCUGUCGAAGACCUCUCGUUCGGCCACAAGUCUACACUCUCCCCAAACUCCUUCGCUAUUCCUGGCUGGUCCAUGCUCGGUGAAGGACACGUGCCUCAACUCCUAUCCGAUCGAGUCAUCCUGACACCACCCUACGGCGGAAAUAAACGAGGGGCGCUGUGGUCAGAAAACAAACUGACAUUGCAAGACUGGCAAGUCGAUCUGAAGUUCCGGGCGGGCGCUACCGACCGUGGCAGUGGGAACCUGCAAAUAUGGUACGCGCAAGACGGCGAGAAGACAGUAAGCACAUCAAACAUCUACGAAGUUGGGAAGUGGGAAGGCCUAGCUAUCGUAGUCGAUACAGUUGGUGGUGUACAGAAGAUUCGCGGCUUCCUCAAUGACGGCUCAACACACUACAAGAACCAUGGGAACGUCGACUCCCUCGCCUUCGGCCACUGUGACUACGUCUACCGCAACCUUGGCCGACCGUCACACAUCAUUGUGCGGUCCACAUCCAGUGGCAUGCUCGUCCAAGUCGAUGGCCGCCACUGCUUUACUACCGACAAAGUCGCCCUGCCCACAAACUACAAUUUCGGCAUGACAGCCGCGUCUGGCGAUCCCCCUGACUCCUUCGAGGUUUUCGCCUUCGCCGUCAGCAAUGCGCCAGCCGGCCCCUCCAACCCGCAGCAAGACGCUCAUCAGCACCAACAACAACAGUCCUCACCACCACCGCCAGCGCAAAACCAAAACCCCGAUGCCGGCAUGGCCCAAAUGGACGACCGCCCGGCUUCACACUACACGACAUCCGAGUCCCAAUUUGCGGAUCUCCACAAUCGCCUGAACCUCCUCUCCAAGUCGAUAACAAACCUGUUUACGGAAAUCACGCGGCACACGCAGGCCGAAGAGGCUCGGUACAAGGAGAUCCUCACUCGCAUCCCGAACGAGCAGACCAUCAAAUCCCUCGAAUCGCGCAUCGGCAACCUCGACCGCGUAGUCGGUGACUUGGAGCGGGAGUUGAAAUCGUCGGACCACAAGGGUCAAUUCGCGAAGAUUUCCGAACAAAUCACACAGACGCAUCUUGGUGUGACGGAGCAGGUGCCGGAGCGGUUGAGGGAAUAUGUCCAGGCACACACCCCACGGAUUGGAUUUAUACUGUAUAGUUUCAUGGCGUUCCAGACGUGCUGUAUUGGCGCAUGGUGCUGGUAUAAGUGGCGGAAGAGUACGAUGCCUAAGAAGUAUUUGUAGCUUGUACCAUGGCUGUAGGUUUUAAAGAUUCAACGACGACGUUGUCUGGAAUGGGCAUUCGACUAUGGAAAGAUCCAUUUGCAUAGGACAUGCG
Messenger RNA from Exophiala xenobiotica, 1733 nucleotides. RefSeq lists its product as uncharacterized. Gene Ontology annotation, cellular component: Golgi membrane; endoplasmic reticulum-Golgi intermediate compartment; COPII-coated ER to Golgi transport vesicle. Bases 338 to 1639 code for a protein of 433 amino acids. Gene Ontology annotation, biological process: endoplasmic reticulum to Golgi vesicle-mediated transport; Golgi organization; endoplasmic reticulum organization. The transcript has 2 exons. Gene Ontology annotation, molecular function: D-mannose binding. The record is from RefSeq and is a predicted model, not a curated record. NCBI's taxonomy places the organism in Eukaryota, Fungi, Ascomycota, Eurotiomycetes, Chaetothyriales, Herpotrichiellaceae.